Molecule: messenger RNA, 6545 nt
Organism: Zootoca vivipara (common lizard)
Lineage: Eukaryota; Metazoa; Chordata; Lepidosauria; Squamata; Lacertidae
Source: RefSeq, a predicted model, not a curated record
CUCCCGCUCUCUCCGCCUUGACGGAUUUCUCCCCUCGAGGCUCCGCCCCCCCCGGACUCUCGCGGCGGCGUUCUUGGAAGCCGUAAUCGCUCCCUGGAAGAGGCUCUUCUUGGAAGGCGCGGACGCUGCGCGCUGCGAUGCUCUUCCCGCCCAGCCUUGGCCCGAGACUCCUCGUGCUUUCUUCACUGCUUGCCGGCAUCCUGAGUGAUUGUGGCCCUCCACCAGUCAUUCGCAAUGGAGUCCCUCAUAAGAAUAUUGAGGGCACAUCUUUCCCUCCAGGCUCAACAGUAAUUUACAAGUGUGUGGGCAACUUUUUUAAUAUCUAUGGAAAACUAGAUGUUGUAACAUGUCUUCCAGAUUCAAAGUGGACACACAUAGAACAGUUUUGUGUGGGCAGUUGCAUGAGCCCACCAAGGUCUGCAUUUGCUCAAGUAAAGAAAGGGCAAAGGAAGGAUUACUAUAUUGCCAACACCACUGUGGCCUAUAUCUGCCGCCAAGGUUACGACACUAUCCCUGAAAUAACUCCUGUUAUUACUUGCCGUGAGAAUUACACUUGGACACAAAUCCCAACUUUUUGUAAAGGAAAAUCAUGUGGUGAUCCAGGAAAGCCAGAACAUGGUGAUGCUGUUAUUCUAACUAAUCUCCUGUAUUUGGCAAAAGUAAAUUUCACAUGUGAAGAUGGGUACAGAUUAAAUGGAUCACCUACUACUCAGUGUCAGUGGAAGAAAGAUCAUGUUGAAUGGAGCCAGAAGCCUCCAGAAUGUCAACGACUAAUUGAAAAACCCACAGAAGAUAGAACUACAAAGACAACAGGGCAAACUGUGCCACCAACAAGAGGUAGUGCUACAAAUAAUACAGGUGAUUGCACCCAUCCAAAUGUACCUAAUGCAAGUCUAAGGAGCGGCGACCCAAAAGACAGUUAUACUGUUGGGACUGUUUUGAGCUACCGUUGCAUUCCAGGUUAUGAGCCUAUGCCUGGAGAGACUCUUUCUCUUACGUGUCUUGACACUUCAAAAUGGUCAACAGAAAAUCCAAAGUUUUGUCGAGGAAGGCUAUGUCCUACUAUAACUUUAGAUAAUGGCAGAAUAAUAAAAGCAACAGACUUGCGACUAGGUGAUGAAAUAACUCUAGGCUGUGAUGAGGGGUUCAGAAUAGUAGGCGAAAAGACUCUUCGAUGUUCCCUUAUAGGCAGCCAAGUUGUUUGGAAUAAAGAACUUCCACUUUGCCAACGAAUCCCCUGUUUCCCCCCUCCUGACAUUGCCAAUGGUGCACACACUGGCAGAGGUUUAGAUGAGUUUGACCAUGGCACAACAGUAACGUAUACCUGUAACCCUACUUUCUCCCUUAUUGGAAGCCGAACCAUUACGUGUUCAACUGCUGCAGAUGGUAGAAAUGGAGAGUGGCGUCCAGCUGCCCCUCAAUGUAAAGUUGUCAGCUGCCCUAGACCCUCUAUUAAGAAUGGAAUGUUGACAACUACAUUUCGACCUACAUAUGAAUAUAAUAAUCUUAUAAUGUAUGUUUGUGAACAUGGAUACACUCUGGUGGGGAGCGACAAUAGUAAAUGUGGGGCUGACAGCGUAUGGCAUCCUCCUCCUCCACAGUGUCUCAAGGGUAUUUUCACCACCACUGUUGAUCCGCCCCAAUCAGAGAAUAAAGAUACAACUUCUGAGACAGGAAUGGGGGGAGGAGGAGGAGGAGGAGUCACGCUGGACCCUGAAAUUGCUUCAACAGCAGACAAUCACUCAGGAUUUUUGGGAGGAUCUACACACAGUCCAGAGACAAAGCCGCCCAGAGAUGACACAGUACCUAACCGCUCCUCAGGAGUUAUUAUUGGAUCUGUGGUGGCUGUUUUAUUGGGGCUUUGUCUUAUUGCUGCAGGUUGGAAAUACAGAUCUUGCUUUAUAAAGGGAAAAACUGACCCUCCUUCUACCCCUCCUGAGUCUUACCAUCCAGUUUCGACUUGCACAGAAAUGGGAUUGGAACCCAAAGCAAACAAAUACUCUGCAUACUUAACCAAAAUAUCAAGGGUCAUGUUUACAACAAUGAGAGCGAUGAUGCUUGCAUGCGUGCUUCCCUUAUUAUGGGGCUUGAUGGAACUUCUGGCCAUUACUUUGGAAGAUCAAGGCAGCUGUGGCCCUCCACCUAGAUUAAACUUUGCUGAGCUAACUGACGAGUAUAAGCAAAAGAAUUUAUUUCCUGUUGGCUCGAUUGUGAAAUAUAUGUGCCGUCCAGGCUAUACUGGACUGAAGUACUCUAGUACAUGCCUGCAAAGCCUGGAAUGGUCCAACGUUCUGGAGCGCUGUAAAAGACAAUCUUGUGGACUUCCAGGGGAACCUGAUAAUGGGAGGUUGAUUGUGCCCCAAGAUAUUUUAUUUGGUUCCACUGUAAAUUACAUCUGCAACGAAGGGCACAGGUUAAUUGGUAGUACUUCCAGCAGAAAGUGUGUCAUAUUUGGCCGAAAAGUAGAGUGGACUAAUGAUGUUCCCCUUUGUCAGCGUAUUCCAUGCUUUCCACCACCAGAUGUUCCCCAUGGCAAGCACACUGGCAGGUUCAUGGAGGACUUCUUCUAUGGGACAGCUGUAACAUACACCUGUGAAAAAGGCCACCCCCUUGUCGGAAAUGCCACUAUUUACUGUACUACUAAGGAUGGAUUAAAUGGAAUUUGGAGUGGCCGUGCGUAUUGUGGAGUGACUCGCUGUCCAGCUCCUCAAAUUGAAAAUGGAAGAAUAUUAACUGGUUAUUCCGCCACCUACACAUAUAACCAAAGGGUGACAUUAGACUGCAAUGCUGGCCACAAAAUAGCUGGCUCAAGAGAGAUCCAUUGCCAAGUGGAUGGCACAUGGGAGCCUCCACUACCUCACUGUGAACAGGUCACUGGUUGUGUAAAUCCAGAAAUCCAGAAUGGAAGAAUAACAAGAUCUAGAGGGCAAGUUAAACCCAAAGAGACAAUAACAUUUGAGUGUGACCCUGGCUAUAUCCUGAAAGGCAACCACACAAUUCAGUGCCAAUUUGACAGCACAUGGGAUUCUCCUGUGCCCAUUUGUGUUAGGGUGAUUCAAUGCCAGCCACCCCCACAUGUUCAAAAUGGGAUAUACAACCAGGAAGCAGCAGUGUUUACUAAUGGAAUGUUUGUGAAAUACACAUGUGAACCUGGCUAUGGUCUAAUUGGAGAGGGGACUAUUUACUGCACAGCAUCUGGUACAUGGUCUUCCCCUGCCCCUCGCUGUGAAGGAGGUAGCUGUGCACCCCCACCCAGUUUACAAUUUGCUGAACUUCUCAAUGAGUAUAAAGAAAAUAAUUCCUUUCCUGUUGGCUCAGUUGUGAAAUACAUGUGCCGUCCAGGCUAUGCUAAGCAUCCCGGAUUGAAGGCCUCUCUUAUGUGCAUAAGAAAUCAGGAGUGGUCAGGAGUUCAGGAGUUCUGCAAAAGAAAAUCAUGUGGAUAUCCAGGAGAACCAGAUAAUGGCAGGCUGAUUGUAACAAAAGAUCUUUUAUUUGGUUCUACUAUAAAUUACACCUGCGAGGAAGGGUACAGGCUAGUUGGUCUAUCUUUCAGACAGUGUGUGAUAUCUGGCCUAAAAGCAGCAUGGACUGGUGAAACUGCUAUUUGUCUGCCUAUUUCAUGUUCCCCACCACCAGAUGUUCCCCAUGGCAAGCACAGUGGCAUGUAUAUAGAUGACUUCUUCUAUGGGACAGCUGUAUCAUACACCUGUGAAAAGCAUCACCCUCUUGUGGGAAAUUCCACUAUUUACUGUACUACCAAGGAUGGAUUAAAUGGUGUUUGGAGUGGCCGUGCAUAUUGUGGAGUGACUCAGUGUCCACCCCCUCAAGUAAGGAAUGGAAGGAUAGUAACUGGUUAUUCAGACACCUACACAUAUAACCAAAGGGUGACUUUAGACUGUAAUGCUGGCUACAAAAUAUCAGGAACAAGAGAGAUUCAUUGCCAAGUAGAUGGUACAUGGGACCCUCCUCUACCUCACUGUGAACUGGUAUCACAGUGCCCCUUGCCUCUGGAUAUACCCAAUGGAAAUCACAAUGGUUUUUCUGGGGAAGUGUUUACUUCUCAGAAGUCUGUAAAUUAUUCCUGUGAUCCUGGUUACUCACUCGUUGGAAAGGCAUCUAUUUCCUGCACAGCUUCUGGAGAGUGGAGCAGCCCUCUGCCACGUUGUGAAAUGCAGUGCCCCCCACCUCAAGUGGUCGCUCACGGGAAAUACAGCAGUCAGGAAGCAAAAGGUUUUACUAAUGGGGGGUUUGUAGAAUACAGUUGCGAUCCUGGAUACAGCAUUAUAGGAGAUGCCAGAAUUUUUUGUACAGCAUCCGGGUCUUGGAACUCCUCAGCGCCUAACUGCAAAGUCACUGGCUGUGUAAGUCCAAAAAUUCAGAAUGGAAGAAGAACAAUAUCUAUAGGGCAAGUUAAGCCCACAGAGACAAUUACAUUUGAAUGUGACUCUGGCUAUAUCCUGAAAGGCAACCAUACAAUUCAGUGCCAGUUUGACAGCACAUGGGAUUCUCCCACACCCAUCUGUGUAAGGGAAUUGCAGUGUCCCCCUCCUCUGCCUAUUCCAAAUGGCGAUCACAAUGGCCACGGGGAAGCUCAUUUUGCUACAGGAAGAUACGUAAAUUACACCUGUGACCGUGGCUACUUGUUACGUGGCAAGGCUUCCAGUCAGUGUACAGCCUCUGGAGCUUGGAGUCAGCCUUUACCCCAGUGUGAAGUAAUGCGUUGUCCACCUCCACCAAGCAUUGUACAUGGAAAGAAUAUAGGAGAAGACCUCACCUAUGGGAGUUCUGUAAUAUACAUUUGUGAUGCCGGUUAUUCCCUCGAUGGAGAGUAUCUGGUUACCUGUAUUUUGGAAGGCUCAAACACUGUGAACUGGACUAAACUUCCAAAAUGCAAAGGAUGCCCAGCACCUCAAGCAAUUGCCAAUGGGGAACGUGACCCUGAAGGUUUGGAAGAUUUUCCUUAUGGCUCCUCUGUGACGUAUCGUUGUGACCCUGACUACAUUCUUACUGGAGCUGCGACAAUACACUGUCUGUCUUCUGGAACAUGGGAUCAAUCUGUUCCUCAUUGUAAAAGGAAACAACCUUCCUCGUCUUUUAUCCUGUCAGAGAUUCGAUGCCAGCAACCCACAAAAAUCCAAAAUGGGGAUCACAGCCACCAGGAACUGUCAGUGUUUACUAGUGGAAUGUCUGUGAAAUACACGUGUGAGCCUGGCUACUCUCUAAAUGGAGAGGCAACUAUUUAUUGCACACCAUCUGGCACAUGGUCUUCCCCUGCUCCUCACUGCAAAAUGAUACAGUGCCCCUCGCCUCCAUAUGUCCAGCAUGGAAAUUACAGUGCACCAGAAUCAAUACAAUAUACCAAUGGGAAAUCUGUAAAUUACAGCUGUCAACCUGGUUAUGUACUAAUAGGGGAGGCAACACUGAAUUGCACAGCAUCUGGUGUGUGGAGUCUUCCUGUCCCACACUGUGAAUCAGUAGGCUGCACACUCCCACAGAUUUCUGGUGGCAAGAAGGAAAAAUCAGAAAUUGUGAUUCAGAUCGGAACUAAUGUGACUCUGGAAUGUGAGGAUGGUUAUGUCUUGAAAGGCAGUUCUCGCAUUCAGUGUCAGCCUGAUUUCACAUGGGAUCCUCCUGUGCCAGUUUGUAACCAAGGUUUUUAUGUCUCCAUAGCCACAGGCAUUGCAGGCUCUCUGGUUGGCGCCUUGCUUCUUUUGGUUGUUGCUGGUGCUUUCUGUGUAACUGUAAUUGUUUUGAAGCGGAACAAAGCUAAAUAUACUCCUGCAAGCAGCAGAAUAUAUGAAAGUCCACACCUUCAAGUAGCAUGAUCCAACUCUGAAAAAGGCUUCGUAUUUGCAGUAAUAGGUGAAAGUAACUGGAUGAACAGAUGCCAACAAAUAUACCUGCUUCUUUGGACCACUUGACACAAUCACUGCUUGGAAAGUGAAUACAAAUAUUUUGCCACUUCAAAAGAGGAACGCAUUAAUGUUUCAGUUUUUGCACUGCUCCUUACAGGUAGAAAUAUUCACUGUGGCUUUGAUAUGUUAACUUUUUUGUAUUUUCAAAAUAUAUAAUAUACAGUAACUUUACUUGUAAACUACCUUGUAGGAUUAAUAUUCUGAAAGGUCAGAAAUAAAAAAUUGUUAUAAAUAAAAUUAAAUUUAAAAAUUAUGUAUUUUGUUCUUAAUUCACAGCCAACUUGCAUUUGACAUAAUUGACUUAUUGCAGCAGGUACUGAAAUUCUUUGACGGUUGUGGCUGUUUUCAUUAAACAGCUGUAUGUAUCAUAAAUGGAGCCUACGUCUGCAAGAGAAGUUUGGCUUGGAAAAGUUUCAGAGAUUUCACUGGUCUACUCAAUGAAGUCACUCUACAGAUGUGGACAGUAGUAGGAAAGAUGUUUGACUUGGAAUGAUGCAGUCUUCCCUUUAUGAAGUGAUAGUCUUGAUCAACAUCUUGAUCAAUACUAAACUCUGGACAUAUAAAACUACUUUGUACAGAUAUAUACAUUUCUGUGGGCGUUUGUUGCUGCUUGAAAGUCACACCCUAUCU